Molecule: messenger RNA, 1925 nt
Organism: Centrocercus urophasianus (Greater sage-grouse)
Lineage: Eukaryota; Metazoa; Chordata; Aves; Galliformes; Phasianidae
Gene: CDC25A
Product: cell division cycle 25A
Exons: 16
Coding region: 1-1572 (523 amino acids)
Biological process (GO): protein dephosphorylation; G2/M transition of mitotic cell cycle; positive regulation of G2/M transition of mitotic cell cycle
Cellular component (GO): nucleus; cytoplasm
Molecular function (GO): protein tyrosine phosphatase activity
Source: RefSeq, a predicted model, not a curated record
AUGAAUCCCGCACCGGCCGCCUCCCGCCGCCGUCUCCCGCACGUCUCUUCGGCUUCACCCGCCGCCGCGGUCAAGUCUCUCUUUCCCACCGAGCUCUCGCCGGUCUCAGAUCUCCGCCUCACUAUGGAGCAGCUGGGACACGGUCAGCAUGAAAAUACUGCACAAGACCUGGGAAACAAGAGUGCCAAUGGUUUGCAAAGAACAGUGUCCUCAGAAUCAACAGACUCAGGUUGUGCCUUGGACUCUCCUGGCACUCCGACCCCCAGCGACAUCAGAGAGGAAACAUUUGAGAAGGCAAUUCUUGCAUCUAGCAGGCUGAACCUUCGACUGCCUCUCAGAAGAAUACAUUCACUGCCGCAAAGACUCCUGGGCUCCAGUCCUGCUCUGAAGAGAAGCCAUUCGGAUUCCACGGAUUGUAAUGCUUUUCAGCUUUUAGAACAGAAUGAGAAUAAGGAGAAUGAAUCAUUUGAGUUUAAGAAGCCAGCCAAGCCAGCUUCUCGGAGUUCUGCACACAUCCAUGAUGGGAAGAGUGUUCUUGGCCAAAGGCAGAACUCAGCCCUGGCUGAGGAGUUUCCCAGUCAAGAAAUGCCCACGGGUGAACUGGAAAACUACAGGCCAGCUUUCCUGCAGCAGCCUUCCCUGACCUGCUCUGAAAGCGAAGAUGACGACGGAUUCCUGGAGCUCUUAGACGAGCAAGAUCUGAAAAACGAUGAGGAGAUGCCAUCGGACGUGGCGAGCCUCUGGACCGCGCCGCUGGUCAGCAGGAGGCCGGACAGCCGGGCCAGGCGAUGCCGCCUCUUUGGCUCUUCGUCUCUGCCCAGUGGUGUGAGCAGAACCACCCAGAAAAGAAUGGAGAGGUCCCAGGAGGAGAGUUCUCCAGGGAAAAGCAAGAAGAGGAAAAGCCUGCCUGGAGCACAGUCUGAAGACUCAGUGAACACAAAAAUAGUAAAGACGCAAUCCUCUGCAGCAGAAAUUGAGAGCAUUUUGGCCAGUGACCAGAGGGACCUUAUUGGUGACUUCUCAAAGGGUUAUUUGUUCCACACUGUUGAUGGGAAGCAUCAAGAUUUAAAGUACAUUGACUCAGAAAUGAUUGUGUCUGUCCUGACUGGGAAGUUUGCAAGCUUCAUUAAGCAGUGUGUGAUCAUUGACUGCCGCUAUCCGUACGAGUACGAAGGAGGACACAUCAAGGAUGCUGUAAACCUCCACAUGGAGGAGGAUGUGGAAGAUUUCCUGCUUAAGAACCCCAUCCCUCCCUCCAAGAACAAACGGGUGAUCGUCGUCUUCCACUGCGAGUUCUCCUCGGAGCGGGGGCCCCGCAUGUGCCGCUUUGUGAGGGAGCGGGACAGGCUGGGGAAUGAGUACCCCAACCUGCAUUACCCUGAGCUCUACGUCCUCAAGGGGGGGUACAGGGACUUCUUCCUGCGGUGCCGGAGCUUCUGUGAGCCCCAGAGCUACCGCCCCAUGCACCACGAGGACUUUAAAGAAGACUUGAAAAGAUUUCGCACCAAGAGCCGAACCUGGGCCGGCGAGAGGAGCAAACGGGAGCUGUACAGCCGCCUGAAGAAACUCUGAGGGCCAAAAAAGUGAACAAAGACUGCACCCCGUGGCGGGGGGAAGGCUGCAGCCUGCUCCUUGCUGGUGGUUAUCUGGUGUUUGCUCUCAUCUCUUGGGGAAUCCAAUCCCAUCCUGCUGGGAAUGCUGCGGUCACCGCUGGAACUGAGCAACCUGGGAGCUGGCUGGAGCUGGCUUUGGGGCUGUGUGCUGCUCCAUGGGAACGACUUUGCACAUCACCACAUCCCCCAGCUGGUGGAGGAGGCUGCGGUGCCGUGCGUGGGGCACGGCUGGGGCGAGCAGUGAGGGUCUUUUAGUGCUGGUAGCUUUUUAAAUGCCUUGUUUUAAUUUAAAUACAGUCCGACCAAGCUUAA